This is a messenger RNA of Monomorium pharaonis (pharaoh ant), 3893 nucleotides long. RefSeq names its product DNA topoisomerase 3-beta-1 (gene Top3beta). Gene Ontology annotation, cellular component: nucleus. The coding region runs from base 164 to 2536 and encodes 790 amino acids. Gene Ontology annotation, biological process: DNA topological change. The transcript is spliced from 13 exons. The record is from RefSeq and is a predicted model, not a curated record. Gene Ontology annotation, molecular function: DNA binding; DNA topoisomerase type I (single strand cut, ATP-independent) activity. Lineage: Eukaryota; Metazoa; Arthropoda; Insecta; Hymenoptera; Formicidae.
AUCGAUCUAUGAAUACUGGCCCUAUUGUACAUUCGGCCAUCACCCGGCUUAUUGAAGACCCGACCCAAACAAGUAAAUUGCCUUCGUUUAGAUCUUAAUAUCUGUUCAGUUGCAAAGUAAUUCCUUAUUUGCAACGUUGUGUGAAUAAAAAUAUUGUGGCAAAAUGAAGACCGCUUUGAUGGUGGCCGAAAAACCUUCUUUAGCAGCAUCGCUGGCUAAUAUAUUGAGCAGUGGACGAUGUAGUACCAGAAAAGGGCUAAACGGCUCCUGUUCCGUUCAUGAAUGGAUAGGUCAAUUUAGAUCCGAGACCGUAAAUUUUAAAAUGACUUCUGUAUGUGGACAUGUUAUGACAUUGGAUUUUAUUGGGAAAUACAACAAUUGGGACAAAGUGGAUCCAGCAGAAUUGUUUUCUUGUUCAACUGAGAAAAAGGAAGCAGUACCAAAAUUAAAAAUACCAUACUUUUUGGCCAAAGAAGGAGCACAAUGUGAUUAUUUAGUAUUAUGGCUUGAUUGCGACAAAGAGGGUGAAAAUAUUUGCUUUGAAGUUAUCAAUUCAGUGCAGCAGGGAAUGCACAGAAAAUUACAUAUAAAUGAUAUAUGGCGAGCGCGAUUCUCUGCCAUUACAGAAAAAGAUAUUAAAUCUGCUUUAGCCAAUUUAGUAAAGCCCAAUGAAAAUGAAGCCAAAAGCGUUGAUGCGCGUCAGGAGUUGGAUUUGCGGAUAGGCUGUGCAUUUACGAGAUAUCAAACUAAAUUUUUUCAAGGUAAAUAUGGUGAUUUAGAUGUAUCUCUUAUUUCUUAUGGCCCAUGCCAAACGCCCACGUUAGGAUUCUGUGUGCAGAGACACGACGAAAUUCAAACCUUUAAACCAGAUCCAUAUUGGGUAUUACAAGUAACUAUUAAAUCUUGCGAUGGUCAAGAUAUUGUAUUAAGUUGGAAUCGGGUACGUUCUUUUGACAAAGAAGUUGCAAACAUGUUUUUAAGCCAUAUUAAAGAGCAUGAUCAAGCAAUCGUAAUGAGCAUACAAAGUAUGGAAAAAUCUAAAUCACGACCUAUAGCAUUAAAUACAGUGGAGUUGAUGCGAGUAGCGAGUUCUGGUUUGGGAAUGGGUCCGCAUCACGCUAUGCAAAUUGCAGAAAGACUUUAUACACAAGGAUAUAUAAGUUAUCCUCGAACGGAGACAACGUCGUAUCCUGAAAAUUUUGAUCUUCUUUCGACGCUUAAACAACAGCAAAAUAGCCCAGAAUGGGGCGAGGAAGUUUGCAAGAUAAUAACGACUGGAAUCAACAGACCAAAGAAAGGCCAUGACGCAGGCGAUCAUCCACCUAUAACGCCUAUGAAACAUGCAACCAGAAACGAACUCGAUGGCGAUUCAUGGAGAUUGUAUGAUUACAUAACUCGACAUUUUAUUGCUACGGCGAAAUUAGUGGAAUGUUAUACACAACCGCCGGAUUAUUUAACAGAGGCAGAAUUAAUAUCUCUCAUGGAAAAACACGGCAUCGGAACAGACGCUUCAAUUCCUGUGCAUAUAAAUAAUAUCUGCAUUAGAAAUUAUGUUACUGUUGCAGCAGGUAGAAAAUUAAUACCUACUUCUCUUGGUAUUGUUUUGGUCCACGGAUAUCAGAAGAUAGAUCCUGAAUUAGUUUUGCCCACAAUGAGAUCUGCAGUAGAAGAACAAUUAAAUCUAAUAGCAUUAGGUCGAGCUGACUUUCAUGCCGUAUUACAUCAUACCGUAGAAAUUUUUAAACAAAAAUUUCAUUAUUUUGUACAAAGUAUAGAAGCUAUGGAUCAGUUAUUUGAAGUCUCGUUUUCACCAUUAUCGGCAUCUGGCAAGGCACACUCUAGAUGCGGUAAAUGUCGUCGAUACAUGAAAUACAUACAAACCAAACCGUCUAGAAUGCAUUGUGCCCAUUGUAACGAAACAUACAAUUUACCUCAAAACGGAAACAUACGAAUAUACAAAGAAUUGAAAUGUCCAUUAGACGAUUUUGAACUGCUUUCAUGGUCAACUGGAACGCGAGGAAAAAGUUAUACAUUUUGUCCGUACUGUUACAACAAUCCUCCAUUCAGGGACAUGAAAAAAGGAAUUAGCGGUUGCAAUUCAUGCACACAUCCAACAUGCCCGCAUGGUAUGAAUUCAAAUGGUUUAUCCAGCUGUUUGGAAUGCGAUUUGGGUAUACUUGUUCUUGAUCCUUCAGCAGCACCUAAGUGGAAAUUGGGAUGUAAUCGUUGCGACGUUAUUAUCCAUUUAUUUGAGAACGCGCAUAAAGUGACAGUCGAUACAGAUACAUGUGAUUGUGGCGCACAAUUGGUAACCGUCGAAUACAAACAAGAUAAAAGUAAACUCCCUAAUGAGGCGACCGAGAUGUCCGGCUGCGUGUUUUGCACUCCAGCUUUUGUCGCGUUAGUAGAAAAGCAUCGGGCAGUAGCUUCGAAACCAGUCGUCACGCGUGGUCGAGGUCAUACCAAGAGUCGUAAUCGAGGCAAACCUAAGCCACCAAAGGACAAAAUGGCACAAUUGGCAGCAUAUUUCGUAUAAUAAAUUGUUUAGGAUGCAUUGGAUACAAUAUAAAUAUACGUUUAUCUCAUGUUCUCCUUUCCCUUCUCUCCCAAAAAUGCCUGUCAUACCUGAAUCUUUUACAAUAUUUUAUGCACGUAAGUAAUGGUAAUCAUUGUCAUUCUUUUUAUUAAAGAAUCUAUAUUUGUUUAAUUACAAUUAAUUAAAACAUUUUAUAGGACAUUAGUUUUAUUAAAUAAACUCAAUUUUUUGUCCAAAUUAGUCGAUUUGUUUAAUACUACAAUUCUAAUUUAUAAACAGACAAAAAUUCUAAUUUAUAAACGGAAAAUUCUUAACAUUUUUAUUGAUUAUGAAUUUGUAUUCAGUAUCCAAGAAUAUUAAACUAUCCAUGUAGACAAAGAAAGAUUGUAAGAUGUUUUUUUAGAUUUCUAAAAGACAUCUUGCGAUUUCUUGAGAUGUUUUGCAUUUUUUAAUGAAAAGAUAUCUUCACAAUCUAAAAGAUGUUUUAUGCAACAGUUUGAGAUAUCUUUUAGAUAUCUGGCGAUGUCUAAAAGACAUCUUAAAGAAAUCUGAAAGAUAUUUUAACUCUUUAAUGUCCAAACGAACGUAAUUAUAGUACUUUAUUUAUCGAGAUUGUUCAGUAUGUUUCAGCUUUCAAAAAAUUUGACUAAGAUCAUUUCUUACGUAAAAUUUUAUAAUCUUUCAGAAUCCGUCGUUUAAUAUUCAUAAAAAUUAUAUCCAAAAAUAUUGCUUACCUUUUAAAAAAAAAACGUAGUUUUUAACAAAAAUUAAUUUUUUAAUCAAAAUGUUUAUAUCGAAAUAAUUUAACUUUUUGAGAUUCGAAUUUUUAUAGACACAUUCAUGAAACACAAACACCAUGUAAAUAAAUUUUUGGGAUCGCUAAUUACGAAUCUGGUAUCAGAAUUUUAAAAUUAAAAAGAAUGGAUUCAACAUGGCAAAUCAUAAGAUUUUUAAGUUUACGGCGUUUGUUAAAAUUUGGUAUAGGAAUUUAUUGGGUUCCUGAUUACGAAUCUGAUUAAAAAAUUUUUUAAUUUAAAAGGGUAGAUCUAAUGUAGCACGCUAAAUAUUUUUUUACGUUUUUUAAAGUCAAUAAAUAUUAGUUUUUAGGAGUUUUUGAAAUAAAACCUAGAUAACACCUAGACAUUCGUAUAUACGUAAAAAGGCGUUUGGAGUCGUAAAGUAAUGUGACAAACCGCGGUGUCAUCGCUUUUCACGCAACACACUAGAAUGUUUAUUUCAAUACGAGUUACUUUGCUCUAAAUCUGAAUCUAAAGUGUUCCUACUAUAAUGAACAUUCAUAACCAUUGUUUUUAUAACACAUGUAACCCAUAAAAUAAAAAAGUAAAGUUUGUUUAGG